This is a messenger RNA of Hermetia illucens (black soldier fly), 1788 nucleotides long. RefSeq lists its product as uncharacterized. NCBI's taxonomy places the organism in Eukaryota, Metazoa, Arthropoda, Insecta, Diptera, Stratiomyidae. The record is from RefSeq and is a predicted model, not a curated record. Bases 1 to 1788 code for a protein of 595 amino acids. The transcript has a single exon.
AUGGGACGAGCAGCAUUUACAAUAAUAAUUUGCCUUUCGGUGAUGUUAUAUGGAACUUCAGCCUCUCCGGAUAUGUUUCUGGAAACCUUAUCACAUGUGAAGGCUGAAUUUAAGAUAAAUCUAUUCGUUACUGUCUGCGCACGGAAUUCUCCGUCAUCCAAUCAAUUGCUGGGGAAUUUACAUGAAAGUCUAUCAGUCCAAAUAGUACACUUCUCAGAUGGGGAGGAUCCAUCUGAAAGCAUCAAUCAUUAUACGAAUAGUAAAAUUAUCUUGGAAAAAUUACAACGGAAUUUCUUACUGAUUGCGGCUAUCGACGAAAGAUCUACGAUGAAUGCAGUUUUAAAACAAGUUUUCAGAUUAACACGUCACAAUCGAAAUUCUAAGAUGUUAUUUCUAUCGAAUGAUAAUGUAACGAUGACAACGCCCACCCUAAAAGGACUCUUCCGCAGAUGUUUUGACUGGGGUUUGAUAGAUGUUGUGCUUAUUCAAAGUCAGGAUCCAUCCAAUAUGUUCACAUAUAAUCCCUUCGAUGACUUUCAGAUUGUCAAGCUAAACAAAUUAACUGAUAUUUUCACAAAUAAGUUGACGAACCUCAAUAAUUACCAGUUCAAGGUUCUGGUGAACAAUUCGCCACCUAGAGUAAUGCAAACUCAGGAAGGAGACGAAAUCAUUGGGUAUGUCGGACACUCGAUAGGAACCUACAUUAUAAAGCGAAAUGCAACCGUCAAGUUUGCACCUAGGAGAAAAGAAAAAUCUGUCUACUUAGAUAUUUUAGAACAACUGGAAUCAAGGCAAAUAGACUUCCUAUGGGGUCUUUUUCCACUCAUGUAUUUUGAACCAGGGGACUUGUCGUACCCCGUCACAUAUGAAAAAUUCUGCGUAGCAGUUCCAGUUGCUAGACAAGUUCCUACGCAUAAAAAUUUUCUGCAACCAUUUCAAAAAGAUACUUGGGUAACCAUCAUCAUCGGGAUAGUUUACAUUACAAUCGUUAUCUAUAUUGUUGCCCUAGUUCUGAACAGACGAAGAGAUAUUUCCACCGCAUUUAUCGCCUCCAUUUCCUUUAUCAUUAGUAGAGCCGAAGUCGGUCCGUUGUAUAACAUAAAUCGCUGGCAGCUUGCCAUCUAUCUACUGCUCUUUUUGUUGGGGUUCAUCCUAUCAAACUUCUACUGCGCCUUGUUAACCACAUUUUUAACCAGCCCUUCAUAUGAAAGGGAAAUUAAGACCCUCUCCGACAUUUCUGCAGCACACUUGAAAAUCUUAGGUGAGGAAAUGGAAAUGGCGUACCUGUUCGAGCAAGAAAUCUAUAAGGAGUACCAUCCUCUUUUGAGAAAACUUUCUUCAACCGAAUAUAUAAAAAUUAGGUUUACCCUGAACAAUACAAACGCGGUUUUAGUCUCUACAGAUACUUUUGGUUUCAUGAAUGAUAUACAAAGAUAUCAAAAUGACAUUAAAUUCACAAAUUCGAAAAUGUGCCCCAUGGAGUUCCACUUAUCUGCUCUUUUCAAGAAGGAAUCGCCAUUUAUUGAUGACUUUAAUAACCACGCUUUGCUAGUGCAACAAUCAGGACUUUUGAGCUACUGGAAAACAAAUAUAUUAUAUGAAGCGUUACAAUCAGGAUAUAUACAAGCGAAACGGGGUCGUAUUAUAUCGGGGCCAGUGAAAUUAACCCUAAUGCAUAUGCGAAUUCCUUUCUAUGUGUUACUCUCAGGUUUGACUAUUUCGACUUUAGCUUUCUUCGGUGAAAAACUAUAUUUUUAUUGCUACUUUAUCAUGUAUACGAAAAAGUAA